Molecule: messenger RNA, 1872 nt
Organism: Maniola jurtina (meadow brown)
Lineage: Eukaryota; Metazoa; Arthropoda; Insecta; Lepidoptera; Nymphalidae
Exons: 2
Coding region: 238-1860 (540 amino acids)
Source: RefSeq, a predicted model, not a curated record
UUUAAUUUUAUAUUUUUAUUAUAUUCAAACGAUUGCGUUUACUGAAGGAGGAAAAUGUAUUUAUUGGACAGAAAAUGUAUUUGGACACCGAAGGCUCAGUCAUAGGGUCCCGUUAGCAUAAUUCCGAUCCAAAAACCUAACACUGCAUGCUGCAGCUGAACCAGUAUGUCAGUUGGUGGGCCAAACGCAAGAAAGAUUGUUGAAAAAUAAAUACCCAAUUAUUGAACCAAUAAAUCAAUGUUUAAAAUGAUGAUGCACAGUAAAAGUUCUAUGCAGCAAUAUCAAAUUAAUUCUGAUUUUGAUAAUUUGUAUUUAAGCUUCGCUUUUCACACAGAUGGUUACGGUAUUGAGUUUGAAGGUUUAAUAGAUUUAGGCCCAAAAUGGAAUUACAAAUAUAAAAUUUCACCCAUUAGUUAUCAAGAUUCUACUGUGAAAAUACAUCUUUUGCCGAAAUAUUUUGAUACCUUAUUAAGAAAAGACAAAGAAUUUGAGAACGAAAAGCAGCAGAAAUUGAGAAUUAGAGAAUGGCAAAAAACAAAAAGUCCACAGGAAAAUAAUAGUAGUGAGAAAUAUAUAACAAGAAUAUAUGAUUCUGAAACAAGCAAAGAAAAUGGAGAUAUUAAAAGAUCAAAAUCGAUGGUGCAAACUACAGAAACAAGAAAUAGACAUAAUAAAAUACAACACUAUACGAGUAGCCCUCUAUUUACGUUCCAUGGCCAAUUAAACGAUGAAAAUGAUCCUAAAGUAUCGCAAACAAGAGUUAAAAAUAAUUUAAGAGCAACAUCAGGUUUCCUGCCUAAUGAAAAGAAAUAUGCUCAAAAAAGUCAUAAAAAUAAAAAACGUAAUCGGAUUCAUAAAAAUAUAACUAAUCAAGAUUAUAAAGUAAAGGAUGAUCCAAAAAUUUUCAGUUUCACUCUUCAUAUUUUUCAACAAAAUCUCAAAAUUUUUGACAAUAUAAUGAAAUCAGCUCAACUUGAUAGAUUGAAACACAAAUUCAAAUCAGUUAAAAAAAGGUAUAUUGAAGAAUUCAAAAAUUUCCUUUCACAAAACAAAGACUAUAAAAUCAAAACUAAGUUAGGCAUUCAGAAGGUUAUUUUCAAUACAAUUGAUACAUGUUAUAAAAUAUUGCAAAGGCUUAUUCCCCAAGUAUCUAAAGCUAUGGAUGGCGAAAAUUUUGUUAAAGAUAAUCCUAUAAAAAAAUUCCAGCGCGGUGUUGAUAGACAAAAAAUAAUAGAAGAAAUACAUGCUUGUAAAAAAUUUGGUAUGUGUCGCAAUAAGGAAGAAUACAGUGACUUUAUUACAGAAAUUAUCGGGUUUAUAAUACAAGCUAAUGAUAGUAAAGUCAAGCAAGCUUCAGAUGCAUUAACUGAAGUUGUGAAAACAACUGAUUUCACUAAUGUGAUCGAUAAUAAUAUUCAAGACGAAGUAAGAAAGUUUAUGAAAGUUCUUGAAGUUUCAGACCCAGUUUUACUUAGAGCAAUGUUCUUUAUACUUAGAAAUGCAAUAAGUAGUCAAAAUCAUCCUAUUGUUAUAAUAGACCCUGUAGAUGAAAAAUUAGCGGCUAAAACUACAGCAUUUCAUAAUAUACUAAACAUUUUAGAUAAAAACAUUGUUAAAUCUGCUAACGAUACAGAAUGGGAUGAAAUUAUAAGGCAUUUUGAGGAAUGGAAAGAUGGUUUCCGUACCGAUAUUUUAAAUUUAUUUGAAACUUUAACUAAACAAAUCAAAAUGGCAUUUGAUAAAAUGGACUCUAAAACGGCGCAACAAGUGAAUGAAAAUAUGAAAAUACUUGUCAAGCCUUUAAAAUAUAAGACAGCCAGGAUAAAUAGUACAAAGAAUCCAUAUCAUGAAAUUUUGUAAAUAAAUAUAAUA